AUGUGUCGACGUCAAGUUAUUCAAACAAAUAUAGUAAGUGAUCAAAUAAAAAAUGCUAAAAUAGUAAAAGAAAAAGUUCAACGAAAAGUUGAUCAUGCUCUUUUAAAAAUAGAUGAAAAUAUACAAUCAUUUUCUAAACCAACACAAAUAUCAUCUCGUUUAACAUAUAAUAGUCUUGUUAAACAACAUAAAUUUCUAAUAGAAACUAAUCAAGAAUUAUUAAUCAUCGAUAAAAAUAUAAACAAUGAAUUAUUACCAAAUUUACGUUCAUUACGUCAUAAUUAUAUACAAACUAAAAUACCACGAAAUCAAUUACAUUUAUUAGUUGAACAAGGGUGUGGGUGUGGGUGUUCAUUAGAUCUUAUACGACAUAUAACAUAUAAUAUAUCAUUAUUAAUUAAAGAAAAUGGUUCAAUUGCUGAAAAACCAUUAAUGAAAUAUUUUCAACAAUAUCAAAUUUUAUUUCAUGCAGAUUUUCAAUUAUUACUUAUUCGUUAUGAUAUGAUAGCAUUAGAAGAUCUUAUGGUUUUAUUAAUUGUUAGUAAAUUAGCUAAACCUAAUGAAAUUAAAUCUUAUGCCAAAACAAUAUUCUGUCUUAAUGUAAAUAUAAAUAUGCUCAUUUGUUAUAUUUAUUUUUCAGUAAAAUAUUGA
This is a messenger RNA of Rotaria sp. Silwood1, 651 nucleotides long. Lineage: Eukaryota; Metazoa; Rotifera; Eurotatoria; Philodinida; Philodinidae. The record is from the annotation of a GenBank genome assembly.